Messenger RNA from Cyphomyrmex costatus, 3618 nucleotides. RefSeq names its product Rap GTPase activating protein 1. Gene Ontology annotation, biological process: regulation of small GTPase mediated signal transduction. The record is from RefSeq and is a predicted model, not a curated record. Lineage: Eukaryota; Metazoa; Arthropoda; Insecta; Hymenoptera; Formicidae. Gene Ontology annotation, molecular function: GTPase activator activity. Bases 128 to 2455 code for a protein of 775 amino acids. The transcript is spliced from 9 exons. Gene Ontology annotation, cellular component: cytoplasm.
GAAAGCGAAAACGUAGACGCAUAGAAUAUCUCUGAACAAGGUGAAGUUGGUUGUGAAUCCGAGCGCAACGUCGAUCAAUCGGAAGAAGUGGUUUUUUAAACGGCGGUUUUUAUCGUGACCGCACGUUAUGAUGGGGGUAUUGAGAUGGAGACACGAUCUUAGAUCGGAUGCUGCGGCGCAGCAACAGCAGGAACAGCAACAACAGAGAGCGGAGCGACCAACCGGACACAACAGUCACGCGCACACUUUCCCAAAGCUCUUGUCACAGACACCGAGAGAUGACAGGACAACAUCGAGUCCCGGAGGUGCGACUAGCAAUCACACCUCAGCGCUAUCGCCAUCACCGAUGGGCGAUGCGCCCUUGGGUAGAGCAUUGAUGGAAGCAGCUCUGCAACAGCAAGCUGUGUCUGGCGUCCAGUCACCCUUAGUCGUCACGCCAUCCGGAUAUUGGGUCGACGGUACCGAUCAUCGACAUACUCUCGAUUCCACCGGUAAGGCAUUACUACCGGCGCAACCAGCCUGGCAGCCCAGGAUAGAUCAGGAUGACACAGCCAAGUGCUAUCGCCGCUUCUUCGUCGGCAGAGAACACGUAAAUCUCGUGGGAAGGGACACUGAGAACGGCCCGGUCUUGGUCUCGGUGAAGGCCGAGACGGUUGCCGGACAGGAACACUGGCGAGUGUUGCUGCGACUCCGGGCAGGAUCAACGCAUGACCUGGUUCCAACUACGAAUCUCAGUUCGAAUCCUACACCAAGGAAAAUGGUCAAGGCGAUCAAUGAGUCUCUAAAUGUAAGCCCCCUGAUGCCGGUUAUGUGCCCCGGCGCCGGUACCUUGAUAGCACGAUACGAUGAGCACGCCUUGGUCUCCAGGUUUAAGUUUGGGGUUCUUCAUCAGCGAGCCGGUCAACUCACUGAGGAACAGCUCUUCGGCAAUCGACAGAUCACCCCGGCCUUUCAGGAGUUUCUUGAUUUGCUUGGUCAGAAAAUCGAUCUCAAGGAUCACAAGGGUUAUCGUGGUGGGUUGGAUACUCGACACGGCCAGACUGGCGAUUCGGCGGUGUACGAGGUGUUUCGGGGUCGGGAAGUAUUGUUCCACGUUGCCUCGUUAUUGCCAUAUAGUCCGGGCGAUUCGCAGCAGUUACAGCGCAAACGACACAUCGGCAAUGACAUCGUCGCCAUCAUAUUUCAAGAGGAAUCGACACCCUUCAGUCCGGACAUGAUCGCCAGUCACUUCUUGCACGCCUUCAUCGUCGUGCAAGUCAUCGACCCCUGCACUGCUAAUACGAGAUACAAAGUCAGCGUGACAGCGCGCGACGACGUUCCCUGGUUCGGACCAACUCUACCAACUCCAGCAGUUUUUCUCAGAGGUGUAGAAUUUAAAGAGUUCCUACUCACGAAACUUGUGAACGCCGAGAAUGCCGCUUAUAAGGCCGAGAAAUUUUCCAAAUUGGAACUGCGGACUAGAUCGGCCUUGUUAGAAUCCCUAACAGAAGAACUGCAGACCAAAACGGCAGAAUUUCUCGGUGGUCCACUUGGCCUAGGAAGUUCCGGCUUAAGCGUUUGUCCGGUGAGUCCAACGACGAACGACGUAUCCACUUCAGGAAGUAGUGGCAGUGGCUCGCGAUUUAUCGACACGGUUCGGAAAGCACUGAUCUCUCGUGUGAGAAACGCAUCAACGGAAAGCGUACCGCAACAGUUAGCUAAAAAAGGUCAACAGACAGAGUCCAGUCCUCCAAGUAAUCGACAGUCGACUGUUACGAAGGUGAGCGGUAGCAAACGUUCGGUGGAACCGUCCAGUCCUCUCGGCUCGCCGGAUCUAACCCUGAGAAGAGACUCAGAGCGUGGUAGUCUUGGUAGCCAAGACAGCAGUCUCUCCACCACCGACAAUCAAGAUAGUAGUCUGGUGACAUUGCAGCAAGACGAAUAUGAUCGUAGAGAAUCACAGGGCACGAGUAUCAUCUGCCUCAGCGAUACUACUGUCAUCGACAAAUCUCCGGCGCCGACAUCGGCAGUGGUGCAACAACUAACGCACGAGAGUUUGCGCACACAGGAGAAAACAACGGAGGUGACGCAGCGAGUGAUCUCGGAGAGCGAUGACAGUUCGCUCAACAGCGAACUCGAACUCGAUCAGGCCGUAUAUCCCGAUAGUGACACAGGCCUUGAAUCUAUGAGUUCCGCGGAGACUCACGAUACCACAAGGUGUACAAGUAAAGAUGGGAUCGUGGAAAACGAAAACUUGAGGAUGGAAGUCACUAGACUCAAGUGCGACAAGUUAGAUUUGCUGCGGCAAAAUGUGACAUGCCAACGUGAACUAAAACGACGCCGAGAGAAGGAAUUACAACUAGAAUCCGAUUUGGCGGCGGCGUCCAAGGAGAUCCUACGAUUACGUGCGAUGCUGAAGGAAUGCUCCACGAGCAUUCCGCUGGAUAACAACAAUCAGCAAACGUCCACCGUGUGAAGUUUACAAGCACAACGUAUAAUCUUAGGCGUAAUCGAUGGUUAUUCUCACGAGAUAUUAGAUAAUAUGGCCUUUAUGGUCGAAUGCAAUUGCAUGUGUAGAUCUGGAAAAUUGUCUUUGAAAAUGCGCGUAAUAAUUUUUUUGUCUUAUUAGCAAUCUGUCGCAUUUCACAUGGCUUUUGCACGCUGUUUCUUUUUCGUUACAUCACUUUUGUGUAUAGUCUGAUAUUGAGAUUACCGAAAUGACAUGCGAAAUACCAAUAGAUGUCUAAAGGAUAUAAUAGGAAUCUAAAGUAAAAUGUCAAGACGUCUUUCAAACGCUUUAUGAGUACUCAAUACUUGAACACUAUGUACCUUCACCAGGAAUCAUUCAUUACUUCCAAAGGUUUAUCGUUAGUGCUCCAUAAGAGCAUAUAGAGCAUAUAUUUGCAAUGUAGAUGCUUUAUUACAAAAAUUAAUCGUUCAAAUUGAGUUUUCUUAAGAUAGAGAUCGGUACAAGUUCUAUAAGUCAUACACGAGAUAGUAAGAUUAACACAAAUCCUGAAACUGUGUAUAGUGACCAAAGUGUCCUCGAGAUACUUGUAGUAUAGAUUCAAGAUUGUUAGAGUUCUUGAUUGACUUAUAAGACACGUGUAAUAUUUAUAUCUAUUAAUUUAUUAGUAGACUUAAGUUGACCAUUCGUAGUCAAUAUACAUAUGUGGAUAUAAAAAGAAGCAGUAGAGAUAUCUGUAGUAUUAGCUGUCUUAAGAGACGGAUUGAGCACUCAACAUUGUGAAGAAACAAAAAUUACCAUGAUUCGCUGCAAUAAGAGUGAGUUAUAUCUAUUUAUCGAAGCUGACAACAUCCUAAUAACUUCCGUUUAUUCUUGCAUAGCGUGGAUUAUCCACAAUUGGGCGAAACAUUUUCCAUAUUUAGAUACUAUCUUAAUCGGUAGACUUUUUGUCAAACGCGAUUGUAGAAGAAAAUAACAUGUCAUUAGCAGCAGUAUUUGUUACGAUACACUUAUCCGGCACAACACUUAUCCGUUUAUUAGUUUUUUAGUACUUAGAUACCAGAGAAUAGAUUUAGAAGAUACUUCUAUGAAGUUGAAUUAUAUUCGCACCUUCCGUGUGCUAGUUUUAGUAAAAAAAACUAAUUUCAAGCAUUUUUUUUAAUUGCGCACAG